GCUGGUUUUGCGCGCUGUGGAGGCGCCGUAAGCUGGGCGCGCAGGCUGCGCGCAUGCUUGUUCCAGCCAGUCGCACGUCAACAGGUCGUCGUGGGAUUCUGCCUAGCUAUCUGGCUUUUGUUUGUGAACAGCUGGCCUGCAACCCUCAAAUUGGGUUGAUGCAUACGGGCUACGUCGCCGCCGCAAUAGACAAAGCGAGGCUUAAAACCUUUUCAGCUUUUUUGGAUCAAAUUUAGAAGAGAGAGCAUUGAUUUGCUGGCGACUCGCAGCGGGGCCACUUGGCAUUGAAAUUUCUUGGCCGUGCCCAACUCCCUGGUGUUUUCUGGCGCGUUUUGUUGCGGAGCAGUUUGCGCAUUGUUGGCACCUGCGCGUGCCCAUUUGUUCUGAAGCAUGACACUUCCUUUGAUCCCACAGGUGAUGGAGUGGGCGUGGGAGGAGAAGGUUUCCUCUACGGAAACGAUGAUGAGGAUGCGGGAGGAAGAGCGCAAGUGCUUUGAGAACCAAGGAUCCAAGACUUUGGAAAGGACCGCACGCCUUGGGGCUCUACGCUGCUUGGCGAUGCUGAUGGAGGGAAUGGCGGAAUCAUUUUUGUUUAAGGCGGCUCUACUGCUGGAUCGCUACAGCUCAUGUUGUGCGAAUCUUCCGAAGCUUCCGCUGACCUGCGCCGCAAUUGCAAGAAUCAUGGCGAAGUUGAAUGUCGGAGGAUGGUACGACCAAAAUUUUUUGCUGGCUGAGAUGUCAGCAGGACAAUUGACGGUGGCAAAGGACUUUGCCACUUGGGUGGGCACGACCUUCGAUUGCAUGACCGAGGAGAUCACCAACUCGACUUUGAAGGAGCAUGAACUUGAGGUUCUGAAGGCGUUGGAUUGGAAGGUUGAUUGCCCUUGCCUGGAACAGUGGCUUCUCAUGUUCUCUGUGCGCUUCAACGGGCUCACAGGUGGCCAGAACACCGUGCAGCUUCAGAUGAUGAUGCAAUCUAUUCUCCAUUCGUCGCACGCGAUUCUUAUGAGUGAAACUGUUGCACAAAAGCUCAGCCAUGGAGAUUUGGCAAUGGGCCUCUUUUGUGCGAACGUGCUGCUGCUGCUGCACGGAGACUCGCCACUUAUGAGCUUGAAGCCAUAUGAGGUGAGCGAAAUGGAAUGGUCGGGCUUGUUCACAUCACUUGCAGCUUGCAAGCCAGGAAAGGCAGAUCGUGCAUCCGGGGAGGCGUCAUCCCGGCUUCUUGAUACAUUGUGUUUGACCGUUCAGCAAAACGAGAAGGAGAUCGGCGAGAAAGUGCACCAUGCUGUUCGAGAAUACCAAAAUGCUUUUGGCCGGAUUUCAGUCAUCUAACGAAGGUUAGCUGCACUUUAACUCAAAGGUCGACGAACCCUUGACUAUAUCGACGAACCCUUCUUAUUUUGUUUCCCGGAGGACUUAUUUAUAUGAUCGGAUAGUGGACAAGUGCCUCACCGGUCGCAGGAGUUUGACACGCACACACACACGAACCACGACCUGUUGGCCGGCACUUGUGGCAAAGCGGCACCAUGACAGCGCCUGAAUUUGCAGCGCUUGAACAUGUCCUAUUUUGACCAGUGCGCUUGCACAUCACUUUCCCACAAAGUGCGGCAUCUGGAUCUUAAAGUCAUGCCUGUGUCUCGGUGGGCUGGAACACCAUUGUAGUGUUCCUGUAUGCCUGGCAAAAUCCUGGAUACUCUUGUAGCGGAAUGUGUCAUUGAUUAGCAAGGUGAUCUUACAGCGCAUUCAUUGUGGCUGCGAGCUGGUGUCACAGAUGUUUUUCUUUUGGCUUAGCGCGACAGCGCUUCAAGCAGGGAGCGGUUUGUCUACUGUGUUCGUUUUCAGGCUUGUCCAAUUCUCCGAUUACGCCAGGGAAACAGGCCAGCACCAGACUGGACAAUGCAUGGGCCAGUGCACAACAUCCAAGGGCAGAAACCCGGUAACAACAUGUCGGUCACUGAGAUCGACUCUCAUUGGAUUGGCAUGGCUUGCUCCAUACUCACAGGAUUUGUGCCCUGGAGCACCUGACAGAUAUUGUCGGGAAGUGAUUCGGGUGCAACAACAAUCUAUUUGCAAGAAUGGAUUUAUUACCCUGAGCGGCCAAUUCAUUUGGAAACGCCCACAAAAGCAUUAAUUACCUAUUCAAAAGGAUCUCCAGCAACAGUGCCCGGGGGUCUUAAACGUCACAUGGACCAGCAUCAAGAAUUCAUCGAUCUUGAGAUUUUUUCC
Durusdinium trenchii is the source of this 2226-nucleotide messenger RNA. Lineage: Eukaryota; Dinophyceae; Suessiales; Symbiodiniaceae. The record is from the annotation of a GenBank genome assembly.